GAUAAUUAAUGAUUUGCCUCCCCCUCUGUAAAAUUCACAGAUUUCUGUCGACCCCUUUAUUGCUUCUCCUCCUCUGUUUCGCCCUUUUCCUCUGCAGCAGCAGCAGCAACUGCUACGACAUCGAGUGAACCCCUGCGUUUCGAUUUUCUUGUUUCUUCAACCCCCUGAUAAAAGCUGAACCGAGGAGUAAAACCCAUGUCUGGUUUGUAUAAUCCCAACUUCUCUCACGCUAGAGCGGUUUCUCCUCAGAUUAGAAGCGCCCCAGAUGUCGAUAGUCAGUACUUGCAGGAGUUGCUGGCAGAGCAUCAGAAGCUUGGACCCUUCAUUCAAGUCCUUCCGAUAUGCAAUCGGCUGUUAAAUCAAGAAAUAUUGAGAGUUUCAGGAAUGAUGUCCAACCAAAGUUUCGGUGAUUUUGAUAGACUGCGGAAUAGAAGCCCUAGUCCUAUGGCUUCUUCAAAUCUCAUGUCAAAUGUCACUGGGACUGGAUUAGGUGGCUGGGCCCAGGAGAGAUUUUGUGGGCCGACUGGAAUGACAAUGGACUGGCAAGGUGGAGCACCAGCAAGUCCUAGUUCGAUUACUGUUAAGAGGAUCUUGCGAUUGGACAUUCCAGUAGAUACAUACCCCAAUUUCAACUUUGUUGGAAGACUUCUGGGACCUAGGGGCAAUUCUCUGAAACGUGUAGAAGUUAGUACAGGAUGCCGUGUGUAUAUUAGAGGAAAAGGAUCAAUAAAGGAUCCAGACAAGGAAGAGAAAUUAAGAGGAAGACCAGGCUAUGAACAUCUCAAUGAACCACUGCACAUUUUGAUUGAGGCUGAUUUACCUGCAAGUAUUGUUGACUUAAGGCUUAGACAGGCACAGGAAAUUAUAGAAGAAUUGCUCAAACCUGUGGAUGAGUCACAAGACUACAUUAAGAGGCAGCAGUUGCGUGAACUAGCUAUGCUGAAUUCAAAUUUCAGAGAAGAGAGUCCUGGACCAAGUGGUAGUGUAUCUCCAUUCAAUUCUAGUGGAAUGAAACGUGCAAAAACAGGUCGCUGAGAGGUCUCUCUAUCUUACUAUUUGUCUAAAAAUGCUUAUCUUGACGUCGUUUAGUACAUUUUCAACCGAUGCAAGCGGCUACAAAAAGCACAGGCUAACGCAAUUCUUGCUGCUAGCAUUCUGGUGGUUUUGGUCCAUUUUGAACAAAGUUGGAAAAAGAAGAUUAAAACAAGUCAUAUAGUUGGGUAUUGAGAUGAAACUAGGUCUGUUUAGAUCAGUCUUUUAUCCUCCUUUUUUUUCAACUCCCCAGAAACUUAAUACAUUCAUUGGAUUUAUUCUUGUGUUAGAUUUACCUUUGAGAAGUGUGGGGAAUACAUGUGGUGGUGAAGGUGUUUAGGGUCUGAGCAGUUUUGUGAGGCAUGUCAAGUGUUUAUGAUUUAUAAUAUAUGUAUCUAUAUGAGGAAGCAUAGGGGUGGGUUCUUUUUAGUUGUCUGUCACAAGCAAUUUGUAUUCUGUUACCAUUGGAACGAUGCAUGUCAGGUGAAUAUCUUAGAAUGUACCGAAGAUGAAGGAAAACCCAAAAAAAAAAAAAGUGGUUUUUUUGUUUAUUGUAUGUAUAUAAUUCUUGGCCAAAAGUUUUGAUUUUUAUGUUUAAA
This is a messenger RNA of Neltuma alba, 1631 nucleotides long. RefSeq names its product KH domain-containing protein At3g08620-like. Gene Ontology annotation, molecular function: mRNA binding. Gene Ontology annotation, biological process: regulation of mRNA splicing, via spliceosome. The transcript has 7 exons. The coding region runs from base 196 to 1035 and encodes 279 amino acids. Lineage: Eukaryota; Viridiplantae; Streptophyta; Magnoliopsida; Fabales; Fabaceae. The record is from RefSeq and is a predicted model, not a curated record. Gene Ontology annotation, cellular component: nucleus.